AUGAUAGUGCUCGACAACUCCGAGUACAUGCGAAACGGCGACUACCCGCCGACGCGUUUCGGCGCGCAGAGCGACGCGGCAACGACCGUGUUCCGCACCAAGAUCGACUCGAACCAGGAGAACACUGUCGGCGUUAUGACCAUGGCGGGCAAGGGACCGGAGGUACUGGUAACGCACACGAAAGAGAUCGGCGAGAUGCUCUCAGCUUUACACGACGCCAGCCUCAAAAUCGCCGGCCAGCCCUCGCUCCAAAACGCCGUCGCCAUCGCCCAGCUCGCGCUCAAGCACCGACAGAACAAAAACCUGCGCCAGCGCGUGCUGGUGUUCAUCGGGAGCCCGCUGCCCGAGGCCGGGCCCGAGGCCGAGCGCGCGCUGGUAAGGCUCGCGAAGAAGCUCAAGAAGAACAAUGUGGCUGUGGAUGUUGUCGCGUAUGGGGACGGGAUCGAGGAGGCGGGCGAGGGCGGGAGGAGUAUUUUGAAGAGUUUUGUGGAUGCGGCUAGUAGUUCGGAUAACUCGCAUUAUAUCGCCGUACCCGCAGGAACACAUCUAUUGUCAGACGCCGUCAUCUCGUCCGCCAUCCUUGCCGCCGAUCGCAAUAUUCCGGAAGAAGCUAUGGGUGACGCCGGCGCAGGAGGAUCAGGAGGCGGCGCCAACUUCGAGUUUGGCGUUGAUCCUACUUUGGAUCCUGAACUUGCCAUGGCUCUGCGUAUGUCCAUGGAGGAAGAAGCCGCACGACAAGCAGCCGCAAACGCCACCACCAACGCACCCGCCGCAUCUGCCUCCGCACCAGCACCAGCAGCACCCGCCGCAGCACAGGAGACGCAGCCUGCACCAGCAACGGACGACGAAGAAGAGGCGAUGUUGCAACAGGCCCUCGCUCUGUCUGAAGGCCAACAAGCCGGCGACGAUGUUGAGAUGGGUGAGGGCGGCGAGGACGAGGAGCUCACGGAGGAAGAGAUGAUUGCACGGGCGAUCGAGAUGAGUAUGCAGGGCGAGGAGGAGGGCGCUAAGAAGUAG
Peniophora sp. CBMAI 1063 is the source of this 1017-nucleotide messenger RNA. The record is from the annotation of a GenBank genome assembly. Lineage: Eukaryota; Fungi; Basidiomycota; Agaricomycetes; Russulales; Peniophoraceae.